Messenger RNA from Pyricularia pennisetigena, 1752 nucleotides. RefSeq lists its product as uncharacterized. Gene Ontology annotation, biological process: phenylalanyl-tRNA aminoacylation. The record is from RefSeq and is a predicted model, not a curated record. The transcript has 4 exons. Lineage: Eukaryota; Fungi; Ascomycota; Sordariomycetes; Magnaporthales; Pyriculariaceae. Gene Ontology annotation, molecular function: magnesium ion binding; RNA binding; ATP binding. Bases 1 to 1752 code for a protein of 583 amino acids. Gene Ontology annotation, cellular component: phenylalanine-tRNA ligase complex; cytoplasm.
AUGCCCACAAUCGGAGUCAACAAGGAGGAGUUCUUUGAGGAGCUCGGUCAGCGCUACACCGCCGACGAGUUCCAGAGGCUCUGCUUCGACUAUGGUAUCGAGCUCGACGAGGAUACUGAAGAUGACCCGACGCGGCCCAAGGACGAGCCGGCGCAGCUCAAGAUCGAGACGCCCGCCAACCGCGCCGACCUGCUCUGCUUCGAGGGUAUCGCCGCCAGCCUGAAUGUAUUUCGGGGCAAGAUGGCCCCGCCGGCUUAUAAGGUGCUUGAUAUGCCCGAGGACCAGAUGCAGAGCAUCACGGUCAAGCCUGAGACGGCCGACGUGAGGCCGUACAUCGCCGGCGCCAUCCUCCGCAACGUCAAGUUCACCCAGUCCACAUAUAACUCCUUCAUGGGCCUGCAGGAGAAGCUUCAUGCCAAUCUGGCUCGGCAAAGGACGCUGGUUGCCAUUGGAACGCAUGAUCUGGACACCAUCAAGGGUCCUUUUACCUACGAGGCCAGGAAACCAGAGGAUAUCAAGUUCAGGCCACUGAACCAGGCCAAGGAGAUGGAUGGUAACGAGAUGAUGGAGACGUUAGAUAAGGACAAGCACCUGAGCAAAUACCUGCACAUUAUCCGCGACUCACCCAGGUACCCUGUCAUCUACGACGCCAAUGAGGUUGUGUGCUCUGUCCCACCCAUCAUCAACGGCGACCACUCCAAGAUUACGCUCAACACGACAAACGUUUUAAUAGAAGCCACCGCAACGGAUGCAACCAAGCUCAAAAUCGUCAUUGACACCAUGGUGACCAUGUUCUCGACGUACUGCGCAGACAAGUUCACGGUCGAGCCGGUGCUGAUCAAACGUCCCGACGGUACCACGGUUGUCACGCCUGACCUGGAGCCGAGGAGAAUGGAGGUCGAGGUGGACUACAUCAACCAAUGCUGCGGCCUCUCCGAGUCUGCCGACGGCAUCUGCAAGCUGCUGGCGAAGAUGGCCUUUGUCGCCAAGCCCCUCAGCGCGAGUAUCAUCGAGGUCUACAUCCCGCCCACACGGUCCGACAUCCUUCACGCGUGCGACGUGAUGGAGGAUGUCGCCGUUGCCUAUGGCUUCAACAACCUCCCACGCUCGCUGCCCACAAAGUCGGCCACCGUCGGCAAGGGUCUCCCCAUCAACAAGCUCAGCGACAUCGUUCGGGCCGAGUGCGCCAUGGCUGGCUGGAAGGAGGUGAUGCCGCUGGUCCUGUGCUCGCACGACGAGAACUUUGCCUGGCUGAACCGCGUCGACGAUGGCAAGACGGCCGUCCGAAUCGCGAACCCAAAGUCGGCUGAGUACCAGGUCGUGCGGACGUCGCUGCUCCCCGGCCUGCUCAAAACGGUGCGCGAGAACAAGUCGGUCAAGCUGCCGCUCAUGAUCAUGGAGACGUCCGACGUCGUCGUCAAGGACGACGCCCUCGAGCGCAAGGCCCGCAACGUCAGGCAUUGGGCCGCCGCCUACUGCGGCACCACCAGCGGUUUCGAGAUCGUCCACGGUCUGCUCGACCGCAUCAUGUCGAUGCUGCGCGUCCCCGUCGGCACCUACUAUAUUUCUGAGAUUGACGAGCCCACCUUCUUUGGCGGUCGUGCCGCCGCCGUCUUUUUGCGCCAGGGAGGCGACAAGGCCGAGCCCGUCCGGAUCGGCGAGUUGGGCGUUUUGCAUCCCACGGUUUUGGACAAGUUCGACUUGAGAUACCCUGUGAGCACACUCGAAAUCAACCUCGAGGUUCUACUGUGA